Messenger RNA from Orbicella faveolata, 1925 nucleotides. RefSeq names its product leucine-rich PPR motif-containing protein, mitochondrial-like. Gene Ontology annotation, biological process: regulation of mitochondrial translation. Gene Ontology annotation, cellular component: mitochondrion; nucleus. NCBI's taxonomy places the organism in Eukaryota, Metazoa, Cnidaria, Anthozoa, Scleractinia, Merulinidae. Gene Ontology annotation, molecular function: mRNA 3'-UTR binding; protein binding. The record is from RefSeq and is a predicted model, not a curated record.
AGUUCAUAUCUUAAUAAUCAUGACAAUAUAUUUGAUAAUAAUAUAACAUAAACUCAUUCUUUUAAAUUAACAGAAAUUGACAGUGCGAAACCAUUACUUCUUCCCACUCAUGGCCAUUUAUGCACAAAAAAAUGAUAAAGCAGGGGCACAAGAUGUUAUCAACCUAAUGGCGGAGUAUGGAAUGCAGCCAGAUGCCAUGAUCUUGAGGUAUUUGUUGGAUGCUUAUGGUACCCCAGACGAAAAUGAUGUUGAGUCCUUCCUGGCUAUAUCUGAGGGAGUGCCCUUGUCAAAAACUGUUCUGACAUCCAUGGUGCAGCUGGUUAUGACAACAGGAGAGCUAGAGAAACUGGAAAAAAUUAUUGAACAUGCUAAACAGGAAGGCGUCAGUCUCCAGUCCAUAGCAACUGGUUUUGAAAAUUACAUCAAGAAAAGGUCUUUUGACCCUCAUAAUGGAGUGAAGAUUCUUGAGGUUCUCAACAAGCACGACUGUACUUAUGGAAUGAGGAGCAAAAUUGCAAAUAUAUUUCAAGACAGCCCCGAUGAUUGUUCCAAGGACAAUGCAACGUUUGUGUCCCUUCUCCUGAAAGCAGGUCUGGGACACUUGCUGGACUCCCGGGCAUACACAUUUAUGUUGAGCCGGUUUUUCAAGCUUAGAAUGAACAAUGAAUUUUAUGAGUUUGUACAAAUGAUGAAAGAACAUGAAGUCAAUCUGGACGAACAUCAUUAUAGAGUAAUGCUGAGGAUGAUGGCCCUUGAUGGAAAAGCUGAAGCUGCACAAUUUUGUUUUGACAAGUAUAAGGUACAUUGUGCUAUACAUGGAAUUAUCAGUUUUUGCAAUAUGUUUCCUCGAGGAAUAGUGCACUUUUGCAGACAAUCAUUUUUGUGCAUGAAAUAUUGUAUGAUGUACAGGAAGCAAACGGAUUAGGAAAGACUGAGAUCAUUUAAAAGUGGUGAAAACACUACUGAUGCCUUAGAAAUUUCUUCUUUUUUUUCUUCCCCGCUACCCAUGAAGAAAUUUCACUGUUUCCUAAACGUUUUUCCAAAGUUCAUUAAUAGUAGAGAUAUCCUGGUUGCCUCAAAUUAAUCCAAAAAGAUCUCUUGUUCUUAUGAAAUAAAAUGAUGGUGUUCCUUGCUCCCAGAACCCCUGGGAGGCACUGUUAGAUUUCUUCCAUAAUACCGGUAAUUCUUUAUUGAGUUCAUUCAUAUAAUUAUUACUGUCUAGUAGAUAAUUUAACGUCUUGAAAAAGUACAUAAAUCUGAUUCUAUCUACAUUGAAAUUAAAGUUCGAGCUGGAGAACGUAAUUAACCAGUUGGUUUUCUUGUUAGCUCCCCGUACAAUUUAAGUUCUAUAUUGGCAGCAGAUGAAUAAAAUAAAACAAGGAAGGAGAAAUUGAUUAUAACAUGUAACUUGUAAAUUUGUUUAACCAUUUGUUUAAGACAAAAUUUCUUCGUUUGUUGUUUUGAUUAAGUAGAUAAGGUUUCAUUUGCGUGGAAAAUACAAGCGCGAUGUUGCUGUGUGUCUGUUCAGUAAUAGAUCACAGAAAACGUCAAAAUGUAGUGAGAAGAAAAAAAGUCGCACACGAGGCGUUAAGGGGAGUGUGUCAGUGAUGUACCACAUUUUGACGUCCUCUGUGAUCUAUUACUGAACAGAUGCACAAAAAAACAUGGAAUCUACUUGUUUUAUAUAAUAAAGAAACAAACAAGAAGGUUAACGACAUCAUCUAUGCAUGUGUCCUUCAAUAGCUCAUAAGUACGAACUAAUCAAAAUGGGUGAAUAAUUUGACUUAUUGUGUUGUCACUGUGUAACAAAACGAUAUGUCAAAACAAUUAAGCCUUUGGAAAACGUUUACGAAACAGUGGAAUUUCUUAAUGGGUAGCAGGGAAGAAAAAAUGUGAAGAAAUUUCGAAGGCAUCAGUGGUGUUUU